CUUUGCUGCUGUCUUCACCUGGGAUCCCACUGCCAUGGAAAAGCACUUCCUGCUGCUCCUGCUGGGUCUCUCCCUGGUGGUGGGCUUCCUCCAUGCUCUGACAUGUUUGCAGUGUGACUGGUUAAAUGCCGAUGGAGAGUGUGUGAAAGGAGAAAGCACCUGUGAGGCUAAAGAUGACCAGGAAUGUGGCAUACUGGUAGUGUCUAAAGGUUAUGACAUCUGGUUUGGGCAGCAGGAUUGUUCUUCUGGAUGUUUCAAUAAGACUUUCACCCAAUAUAAUAUAACACUGGAUUUUACAUGUUGCCAUAACCAAUCGCUGUGUAAUGAGUUUUAGAGGCUGGGCCCUUCCUUGCCCAGUCCUGCUGCAGCGCUAUUCAUUGAAUCCCAGCUCUGGAACAUGAGAGCAAGCAACCUACUACUGAUCUUGUCUUGAACCCUAUAUAUGGGUCUUUCCAUCAUAUGCCUUAGAUGUCUUUUGUAGUCUACAUGUAUCUUGUUACAUUAUAUCAGAUACUCUGUCA
Molecule: messenger RNA, 521 nt
Organism: Peromyscus leucopus (white-footed mouse)
Lineage: Eukaryota; Metazoa; Chordata; Mammalia; Rodentia; Cricetidae
Product: secreted seminal-vesicle Ly-6 protein 1-like
Exons: 4
Coding region: 35-334 (99 amino acids)
Source: RefSeq, a predicted model, not a curated record